AUGGAGAGCCUGCUGGAUAAUCCCAUGAAAGCCGUUCUUUACCUGAAGGAGCUCACCACUAUCGUGCAAAACCAGCAGAGCCUGAUCCAGACGCAGCGCCAACGCAUCGACGAACUCGAGCGAAAGGUAGAGGACCUGAUAGGAGAGAACCGAAAUUUGCGGGACCCCCAUCACUACGUCCAGCAGCCCCCUCAACAUCAUCACCAUCACCACCACCCGACUCACCGCAGCGCCAGUCCCCAGGCACCGGCCAACCUCCAUCCGCACCCAGGGAGCAACAAGGCUGCGGCUCAUCUCGGCCAGCAGGCGCAGCAGCAGCUGCCGCCGCCGCUGCAGCAGCAUCAUCAUCAGCAACAGCAGCAGCAGCAGCAGCAGCAGCAACAGCAGCAGCAGAUCCCCGGUCUGUCGGCCCAGCCUCAGCAGCAUCCCAUCCCUCCUGCGCCGGCCGCCCACCACCCCCAGCAGCUCCAGCUCGUCCCCACCUCACCACAGUCGCCCAAAACGAGUCAAGCCAGUCCGGACUCCGUGGAGGAGGACAAGAGGAGCCCGUGCUGCAAGUCCCUGGUUCCUCAGACUCCCACCACUCUCUGCCGCUCCGUUGGGCUGGCGAGGAAAACAGACAACCAAACAGUGCUUCAUCAGUUCUGCUGCCCCGCCCCCGAGGCCCCUGAAGGGGAGACCUCUACUGCCUGUGUCCCCAGCGAUGACCUUCCUCCAGAACCGUCUAUCGGGGAGGAAGGGAAGGGAGGAGAGGGGGAGCUGCAGAGUGAGGUCGAGUCACAACCACAGCCCGAGCAACCGCUGCAAGAACCUCAGCCACAACUACAGAAUCAACCACCCACACAGCCACAGACUCAACCACCCCCAUAUCCACAGACUCAACCACCCCCACAGCCACAGACUCAACCGCCACUACAGCCACAGACUCAACCACCCCCACAGCAACAGAUUCAACCGCCCCCACAGCCACAGACUCAACCGCCCCCACAGCAACAGACUCAACCGCCCCCACAGCCAGAGCCCCAGUGUGAACCCCAACCGCAGCCUCAGCCCCAAACACCGCCCGAAACCAAACCUCAGCCAGAACCCGAACCCGAACCCCAGCCUGUACUGGAGCCCGAGCCUGAGCCCGAAGUCGAGGAAGCGAUACAGGACACCCCUGAAGCCCCUUCGUCUCCCGGAGAGGAGCAGGAAAGGGAAACGUUUGAAGAAGUCGAGGAGGCAAAGAGAAAGCAAGAGGCAGAUGAGGCCCCGCCCGAGUGGCAUGAGGGCGAGGCAGCACAGGAAGCAGAGGAGGAGGAGGAAGGGGGAGGAGCUAAAGGAGGUGGGGCGGGCAGGAGAGCCAGCCUGCAUCACACGGCCUCGCCCCUGAGGGUGCAGCGCAACGGGGCCGGCUCGCACUCCGCGACCUCCGACUAUGAGCUCUCGCUUGACCUCAAAAACAAGCAGAUCGAAAUGUUAGAGCACAAAUACGGGGGCCAUCUCAUCUCCCGCCGCGCCGCCUGCAAGAUCCAGACCGCCUUCCGCCAGUACCAGCUCAGCAAGAACUUCGAAAAGAUCCGCAACUCGCUUUUGGAGAGUCGUCUGCCUCGACGCAUCUCCCUGCGAAAGGUCCGUGUGCAAAACACGGAGGGCUUCUCCGCUGAACGGGCCCUGGCAGAAGGCUGCAAUCUAACAGGCAUCCCAUUGGUGCGCUCACCCUCUCUGCCGGCCACAGUCGGCGGCAGCCUGACCGACCUGGAAGACUCAUUCACGGAACAGGUCCAGUCACUGGCCAAGUCUAUAGACGAUGCACUCAGCAACUGGAGCCUGAAGACCAUGUGCUCACUGCAGGAAGGCGGCACCUAUCAGUUCACUGCCGACUCCUUCAGUGCAGCAGCAGCAGCAGCGGCAGCAGCAGGAGUGGGAGGUGGAGGAGAAGGGGGCGUUGUCAGAGAGUCGACGAUUCCUCACGUUCCAGUGGACCCGAGUGACCUGUCGAGAAGCGCCAGCAAACUGAUGAUGGCGUUCCGCGAUGUGACGGUGCAGUUUGACAGCCAGAACUUCCGCGUUUCAUCUUCAGUCCUGGAAUCGUCCACGGUCACCCUUGGCAGCUGCGUCCAACCAGAGGGAGCCCCAGCCAUUGUCACAUCUGCUUCCUCAAACUCCACUCCGGCCUACAUACCUCCUGGUCCCUCACAAGAGCCCCCACCUCCCCCUGCAGAACUCCCAGCUGAACCCAUAGAUCCCCCGCCGCCUCCACAAGAGCCCCCUCCGCCCCCGGAAUCAGAGUUAGAAGAAGACGAGCAGGACGAUGAUGAUUUCCCUGCUCCUCCCCCGAGUGAAGAAGAGAUAGGGGAUGAUGAGCAGCCUCCCCUAACCCCUCUGGAUAAGAUGGCUGCUCCUCAGAGCCCAGAGGAGAUGAUGCCACCACCCACAGAGCCCCCGUAUGCCCCUCCACCCCUGAUGGUGAGCUCCCCCAUGGCGCAGCCGCUGGAGGUGAAGCGGUGCGGCUCAGAGACCGCAGAUAACAGCUCGGAGCAGAUGAGCAGCAGCAGCACGUCCACAGAGGCACGCUCCACGUCUGAAGCCUCGUCCAAGGAGGCGCUGCAGGCCAUGAUCCUCAGUCUGCCACGCUACCAGUGUGAGAAUCCCGCCAGCUGCAAGUCACCAACGCUGUCCACCGACGUCAUGCGGAAACGCCUCUACCGCAUCGGCCUCAAUCUCUUCAAUGUAAACCCUGACAAAGGCCUUCAGUUCCUGAUCUCUCGAGGCUUCAUUCCCGACACACCUAUCGGCGUUGCCCACUUCCUGCUGCAAAGGAAGGGCUUAAGCCGACAGAUGAUCGGAGAAUUCCUGGGAAACAGCAAGAAACCCUUCAACAGAGAUGUGCUAGAUUGUGUGGUGGAUGAGAUGGACUUCUCAGGCAUGGAGCUGGACGAAGCGCUGAGGAAAUUUCAGGCCCACAUUCGUGUCCAGGGAGAAGCCCAGAAAGUGGAACGUCUUAUCGAGGCCUUCAGUCAGCGCUACUGUAUGUGUAACCCCGACGUGGUGCAGCAGUUUCACAACCCGGACACCAUCUUCAUUCUGGCCUUCGCCAUCAUUCUGCUCAACACGGACAUGUACAGUCCUAACAUCAAGCCCGACCGCAAGAUGAUGUUGGAGGACUUCAUACGCAACCUACGAGGUGUUGAUGAUGGAGCCGACAUCCCCAGAGACAUGGUGGUGGGAAUCUAUGAACGAAUACAACAGAGGGAGUUACGCUCCAACGAAGACCACGUCACCUACGUCUCCAAGGUUGAGCAGUCCAUCGUGGGAAUGAAAACGGUUCUGUCUGUCCCUCACAGAAGACUGGUGUGCUGCAGCCGGCUGUUUGAGGUGACUGAUGUCAACAAGGCCCAAAAACAGGCAGCGCACCAGAGAGAAGUCUUCCUCUUCAAUGAUCUCAUUGUGAUCUUGAAGCUUUGUCCAAAGAAGAAGAGUUCUGCAGCCUACACCUUCUGCAAAGCAAUGGGCCUACUUGGCAUGCAGUUUCAUCUGUUUGAGAAUGAAUACUACCCUCAUGGCAUCACCAUCCUCUCACCUUUCGGCUCGGACAAGAAGCAGGUACUUAACUUCUGUGCCCAAAGUGCAGAGGAGCUGCUCAAGUUCGUAGAAGAUCUGAAGGAAUCAAUCGCGGAGGUGUCGGAGAUGGAGCAGAUACGCAUCGAGUGGGAACUGGAGAAGCAGCAGGGAGCCAAGACACACUCAGUAAAGAACAACGGCACACAGCUAGAACUGCGUGGCAAACAGGGCUCCCCAUCAGGAAACCAGGAGAUGGAUGACAGAAGUGGACACAAUGCAGUAGAGGUGUCAAUUCACAACAGGCUUCAGACGUACCAGCUCAGCAGCACGGCUCCGAGUCCCGAGAGCGUGGCCCUUCUUAACCACCGGGGGGAGCUGCUUUUCCAGCAGGGGCCCCAGGGGCUAACCUACGGGCCGGUGCCUCCACCUCAGUACACGCAGCUGCAGUCAGCAACAAGCAUCCCCGCCCACCUCCUCCACCUCCAGCAGCACCACCAGGGGGCCGUCAGCAUGUCUGAUCUGAGGCCGGAAACACUCAUCCAGUGUCAGCAGAUCGUCAAGGUCUUCAUGCUGGACAACAGCGGCCAUGGACGCAUGGAGGCCUUCCUCGCCCAGACCCCCACACACCACCACUACCAGCACCACCACCACAGCCACCACCAGCUCAGCCAGUCGGCCAUGUCCACCCCGGUGCGCUCGCCGGACAGCUCACUCGGCAACGACGGCCACCAGCCCCCGCUGCCUCCCCCACCUCCGCCUUACAACCACCCACACCAGUACAUACCCCCGGACCCCCUCCUCAGUCUACACCGGACCCCAAGUGGCUCUCGGAGCAUGGUGUAAAUAAAUGAAUUAGUAGUCUUUCCCUAAAAACACGUUCACACACCCUAACCCCACCCCUCUCCACCUAUUUAAAAAGUACAUAAUGUACAUAUAUACAUACAGAUGAAAGAGCUAUAAUAAAAAAAAUGAAAUCUCACUUAUAUGCAUAUAUUUAAGGAAAAAAAUGAAGUAAAAGAAAAAGUUUCAAAAGAGAAACAGAGAAAUAAAGUGCAUAUCUAAGGUUUUACUUGAUUCCACAUGUAUUUUGAAAUAUUAUGUAGUUUUAACAAAUUUCUAAAACUUUUUGUCAGUUUUAACUCUUGCUAAGAAAACACAGAUAUUCCAUUUCUGGAUGGAUGUCUUCUCGUUGCAUCCUCAACAACAACAGAAAUGGACUGUGAUGGAUCGACACCUUCUAAGGACCUUCUGCUUCUGUCCGCUCUCAUCCUCCCAACCUCAUGCCUACUGUGCUGUAUGUGCGCCUGCGUGCAUAGUUGACACGUAAUGAAAACCUGUGCCAAAAUACAUAGCCUCCACUUUACACUGACUUCUUUACACUUGUUUCAACGCUAGGGCUAGAAGAAAAUAAAAAUAAAACUCUAUCCUUUACUUUGACAAAACAGCCCUUUCAUGCUUCUCCCUCAAGGACCACAAAAAAAAAAAAAAAUAUGAAAAGAAAACACUAUCUCGGUUAGUGCUGUUUUAUUUCGGAGAUUGAGAGUCAUCACUCUUUUCUGCUCCCCUGAAAAAAAAAUGAAAAAAGGACAUCCUGCGAUAACCUGCGUUUUUCAUCUGCUCCCCUGUUGUGUUGUGGCUCUAUCAUGAGAUAACACUCUCACUCAAUUGUCACUCUCCAUAGAUCCUCCUACAGUGAAGUAUGACAGGAAACAAAGGCGACAAAUCAAAUCACACGGAUGCUGCCAAAACCAAAAAGUCGGUCCGGGAUUCUCCUGUUGUUUGUUUGUCUUUCACUCUCGUGUGAAAUAUUGCUUCCCAGGAGUAACGCCACAUGUUAUCUGCUGGUGGCGGGAACGUUAUUUUUUCCCCCAUAUGCUGAAAUCGUUUCAGCUGCUCUCGGAUUUUUCUAGAACUCUGCGAUACAGCAUUCACAUGUAAUAAAUGUACUGUACACUGUGCUGUCAUCUGUUGUGAAACGCUCCAUCGCUUUUUCAGGGACAUUACCAUGAAUUUCCAUGAAGAUGCUUCUGCAACUGUUAACUGUCAAGAUCUGUGUUCUAUUAUGGUUUGCGUAAAAGCAUAUUCCACCUUUGUGUGUUUUCCCCGUCUGUGGAUGAAUACAGGACUCCCACAAAACAUCCAGACCCUGUCUCUUCAUGUCGGUACAUCUCGCAGGUUGUGUUUCUGGUCCUCUUUUUUUCCCUCCUAACCUUUCAGUCUGACAUUUUGAAAAAAAGGCAAAAAACUAAAGAGGCACACACACACAGCUUAUAUUGCAAAUGCUGGCAUUAAUGGUAUUGUUUGUGCUGCUGGCAAGCCUGCUUUAAAUAAGAAUAGGACAAAAAGAAUGCAUUAUCUGAUCUCUUUCUAUUUCACCCCAGCCUAGAUUGUAAAUAUCACAUUGGAGCAGUGUCAGAAAGGACAACAAGCUGCCAUUAGCCUCGUCAAAAUGCUAUUACCCUGUCACACAUCCUUCAUUGGGAAAUAGGUCAACAUCCAUCUUUUAAACAUAAGAUCCACCAGGUACUGCGUGAAGAAUUUUCGAUUAACUCUGCCCCCAUCUAACCCAUACCUGUCUGAUUUGUUGGUUUAUUAUCAAAGAGCCACAGCAGGGAAAAAAACAAGUCUGGCAUAGAUAAUGAGUGUUUGACCUCACAGUGACUUCCUAACUUUCCUGUCAUCAAAUCCGACUUCAUGCUUUUGUUUCAGAGCACCAUAAGAUGAAUUACCGCUUUCAUUAAUGAAUAAAGACAGUUUUCAUAUUUUUUACUGGCUAUGAAAAAACGUAUGAAGGUUACGUAAUACAAAUAAUCGCAAAGGUUCUGACAUUAUGGAUUUUAGAGUGAUGUAUGAUGAUUGUAUGAUUGCUAAUUUGUUUAGAUUGACAUUCAGAUAUAAAUGUGAUUAUUUUCUCAUGCAUGCCAUCAGUUUGGAAGAUUAUUGAACUUUGAUUCCCAAAGGUUUGAGUUAUUUUGUGCAUGACUGAAUCAGCUUUGAGCAUACCAGUGGGAAAUGAGGAUUACUCAUUUUUUUGAUUCUGGGUUAGCCAAAAGAAAUAAAGCAAACCCAGUCAAACAGAGAAUGGAUUUCAAACUGCAAAUGUAAGGCCUACCAGUGGCCAUUUUUGUUUAUCUGUCUUUCACAAUGUUUUUAUUAUAGUUGCAAACAUGACAAUGUGUUUAAGCUUUUUUCGGAAAAUACAUCCUUUGUGUGAAAUAAAGUGAAAAUCAUGUGUUUAUGUUUGAAAGAAAACCAAUGUAGCAUUUUGGGAGUGCAGCAUAUGAUAUCAAAGCGCAGUAGUGGCUAACUUUCUUAGUGAAAUAAUAAAAAGGGCUCUGCCAUACCAGUGCACCGCUUCAUAAAACACAUAUCUACUUGGACUGGCUCUUCAACACUGUGUUUGCUCAUACUGGUUAAAAUAAAAAUGACAUAUUUAGGAUAAGAAAAGGUGGAAACCGAGUGUUAGAGAUAUGAACCAUCACCUCCCUCCUUCUCUACCUGUCUUUGCAGUAUAUCAACAUGCUAUUAAAGAUGAUUUAAGUCUAUUCACUACAGUGGUUUGUUUUGGUUCUUGGAUUUUAUAGCUUGAAUUUUGAAAAAAUGAAAAGCCACCAUUGGCUAAUUUGUUUAGACUUGCUAUGGAAUAUGUUUUAUUUUAAA
Eleginops maclovinus (Patagonian blennie) is the source of this 7203-nucleotide messenger RNA. RefSeq names its product IQ motif and Sec7 domain ArfGEF 3a (gene iqsec3a). Gene Ontology annotation, biological process: regulation of ARF protein signal transduction; actin cytoskeleton organization. NCBI's taxonomy places the organism in Eukaryota, Metazoa, Chordata, Actinopteri, Perciformes, Eleginopidae. The record is from RefSeq and is a predicted model, not a curated record. Gene Ontology annotation, molecular function: protein binding; guanyl-nucleotide exchange factor activity. The transcript is spliced from 14 exons. The coding region runs from base 1 to 4386 and encodes 1461 amino acids.